AUGACUGAUGUCAGCCCGAUGGUCCAUGGAAAUAGCGCCGCAGCGCCGGACAUUACGCCUGAAGCUGGCUCCAGCAAGCGCCAGAAGUCCAGGCACCGAGCAUCCACAGCAUGCGCAACGUGUCGGGAGCGGCGCAUACGUUGCGUAGUGCCGCCCGGCGAGAACCAGUGUGUCCAGUGCCAGCGAACCUCUACCCACUGCAUUAUCAAGAACGACGAUGAGCGACGGCGACCUAUUUCGAGGGCAUAUAUGACUACCUUGACAGAGCGCGUGGCACUUCUGGAGUCUAUGCUGAAAGAACAAGGAACUACUCCACCGCCAGUCGUCUACCCUCCGAAGACAACACGAGGCAGUUUAUAUGCAGACGGGGAAGAGUCUCCUGCACGAGUGGGUUUGGCCCAGGCACGACUCAACGCGAACAAUGAGCAUGUAAAGUCAGAAGGGCCCAGUCCAACGACUGACCCAAGCCCAGGGUAUGCAACGCCGCAAACUGGUUCAAUAGCAGGAGAAAGUCACAAGAGCCGGAGCGACAAGGAGGGCAGUGCGGGAACAUCGUUCGAUGACAAGAAGGAAGGUCUUGUCAGCCGUCUGCUAUCUACUCACGGUCAUCUGUCCUCCGAUCAGCUCUCUGGACGAAUGAGAUUCUACGGUGGCACUGUGAAUUGUCAUGUCUACUCGGAGAAUGUUACGGAUCAUGCCAAAGCCGAUCAAGACCGACUUGAACAAGCUAGGAGGGCCGAAAAGUGCGUCCGAAGCUUGCCACUUGAGACACAUGACUAUCUAAUGUCCAUGUUCUGGCAGCACUACAACAGCGUAUUACACGUUGUGCACGAGGAGGCCUUUCAUGAGGACCGGGAGCAUGGACGCACGCAGUUCUACUCUGGGUUUUUGCACGUGUGCAUAUUAGCAAUGGGCAUCAGGUCAGCGGACAAGACGAGGCCGGACAUGCAGCGAUUGGCGUUACCUGGCAGGGAAAGCCAACUGCACCGCGAGGCGAAGUACAUGUUGGAUCUCGAACUUGAAAGACCAGGUGGCAUCCCCUCCAUUUCAGCCCUCAUCAUACUUGGAGACCUUGAAGUGGGCGUGGGACGAGAUAACGUUGGGUGGAUCUACUCAGGUAUAGCUAUCAGGCUAUGCUAUGACCUUGGGCUGCAGAUGGACAGCCGCAAUGCAGGACUCUCGCAACGCGAAGUCGACAUCAGACGAAUGACACUGUGGGCAUGCGUUGUCUACGAUCGAUACUGGAGUCUCUUCCUCGGUCGCCCGCUUACGAUGAAGAGCAGUGAUCUGGAGGUAUACUCAUUGACGGACCAGUUCGAGCGUCUCGGAACAUGCAUGCCUGCUGGCGCCGAAAAGUCUCUACAUACGAGAAUAUACGAAGCUCUCAUUGAUCUCAUGGAGAUUGCAGGGAAGAUCGUGGAGCAUGCUGAAUUACGAACGCAGCACAGCCAGACCAGUGGACCGGACCAGCAAGCCUAUUUCAAAAUGGCUGCUCUGGAUCGUGAACUUCACAACUGGGUCUCUCGCUUGCCGUCAGACUUGCGCUACACCGAUGACAAUCGAGCGAAUGCACCCCUGUCAUUUUAUCUGCUCCACCAACAGUACCACACGACCCUCAUUCUUCUGCAUCGACCUUUCGCCCGAUACGACGACGAUGCUGUUUCGGAAACAGACGAAGUCAGCGCAUUGGACAGCCAUUUCUCACAAGCAAGCCGCGCCAUCUGUACACAAAGCGCGGUCGCAACGGCUCAGCUCUUUUGGCAUCACCGACAAAAGUUCGAUGGCAGGCAGAUCUUCUGCACUGGCAUGCAACACGCCGGGACUGCUGGCACGGCACUUAUCGCAGCUCUCGCGUACAUACCCGAUGCGACUGAUCGCAACAACAACAUGCAAUACCUCGAAGUGCUCCAUUUGGCGUUACUUGACAUGGCUCACAAUUACGUGCCUGCCGAAAGAAUGGCGGCUGUAUUAGAUGCUGUCAUGAUCGAGCUUCGCGGUGGUCCAAUAAGCGCCAGCAGCACGACCAUACCAGCACGAAGAGGUGGACCUUCUAUCGAGUCGGACCGCGGCUCUGUGAAGAGGAGGCAAACAGAACCUGCCAUAUCACAGACAAUCAGGUCAAUGCCUCCACCGCCGGCACCACUGCACAGUCAGCACGUGAUCGACCUUAGUCAGCACCACGAGAAUCUGCCUCGAGCCCAGUCACAAAUGCCAGGCAUGGGAGACUACGUAAUGGUGACUCCACAAUCAGCAGCACUGCCAUGGCCCAAUCUCCAAGCUGGCGGCCAGCUCAUCGGGCAACAGACACACGCUCUCUUGCCAGCACCUGGGUGGAUCAGCCACGUGGGAGCUGAGUUCUCGCACAUACCACAUGCGAAUGAUCUAGCGGGUCUGCCCAAUGGUGACAUGAGCCAUCUGAACUUCAUGCCUUUCCCGUCGGAGGAUGAUUGGACUCGCUGGCACGACUCUUCCAUCAUAGGUGCGUCGACAGACUUGGAUGGAUCCUCGCCUCGUGGUCGGUUGCACAGCACUUUCAGGCAUCCACAGUGA
Molecule: messenger RNA, 2550 nt
Organism: Fulvia fulva
Lineage: Eukaryota; Fungi; Ascomycota; Dothideomycetes; Mycosphaerellales; Mycosphaerellaceae
Product: Nitrogen assimilation transcription factor nirA
Exons: 2
Coding region: 1-2550 (849 amino acids)
Biological process (GO): DNA-templated transcription; regulation of DNA-templated transcription
Molecular function (GO): zinc ion binding; DNA binding; DNA-binding transcription factor activity, RNA polymerase II-specific
Source: RefSeq, a predicted model, not a curated record